AUGAGAAAACAACACCCAUCGUCUUCAAGCUUUCCACUAUCCUGUCACCAGACUCAAGACUCAACCCACUACCCACUCACUUUCCACAUCUCUCUUCCGUUCCACCCCUAUGAAUCAUCAACUCCCAGCUUGACCACCACUUCUCAACCUUUUGGGCCACCAUUCUUUACUUCCACCACUCCAUUCAACUACCUCCCUUCCACGACCACUUCCCAACUACCUCUAUGGAUUCAACUCUCCCAGGCUCCAAACCCUAAGAACACUAACCCUAUCUUCAGGUUACUCCUCAUCCAGCUCUCUUGGGCCCCAUUCUUCAGCUCCUCUUUGGAAUCAACUACCUCUUCAAGUACGGACACAACCCCUUCUUCAAGCUUUUCCACAUCAUCCUUGGAUUCCACCACUUCUCCAACUGACAUCACCUCAACUACCACCACUGAGGACUCCAGCUCCUCUACUUACUCAAGCUCUUCCGUGGGCUUAGAAACCUCUUCAACUUACACCAGCUCUUCUUCAGGCUACUCCUCGUCCAGUCCUCUUUGGAGGCCCACCAUUUCUUCUACUUUCCCAAGCUCCUCUAUGGAUUCAACCACGUCCCCCUUCCAAUCGACCACUUCUCCAACUGAUUCCUCUGUGGAUUCAACUACCUCACCAGGCUCCAGCACCACUGAGGAAACCACCACGUCUUCAAUCUACUUCAGCUCUUCCACACACUCUCCAUCUUACCCUACCUCCUCUAUGGAAUCAACCACCUCGUCAAAUGCGGACACAACCACUUCUUCAGUUUGUUCACAUCCUCCUUGGAGUCGACCACUUCUCCGACUGACAUCACCUCAACUACCACCACUGAGGACUCCACCUCGUCUACUUACUCGAGCUCUUCCAUAG
Penaeus monodon (black tiger shrimp) is the source of this 885-nucleotide messenger RNA. RefSeq lists its product as uncharacterized. NCBI's taxonomy places the organism in Eukaryota, Metazoa, Arthropoda, Malacostraca, Decapoda, Penaeidae. The transcript has a single exon. The record is from RefSeq and is a predicted model, not a curated record. Bases 1 to 885 code for a protein of 294 amino acids.